ACUCCACCUCUGAUGCCAUUAGGCAACAGAUGAGCAUUGAGCAGCGGUACAUGUUCUUUUUGGGCAGAGAAGAGCACAGCCAUUGCCAGGGUGCCCUUAAAGGACUACUUUUGACUGUGUAAUGGUUUUCAGGGUCGCGGUGCUUCCCUCUCUGCUCGCAUCGUAGCCCCGGCCAGUGUUUUAAGCGGCGUCUUCAUCCCAAAAACCGCGUGUGUGUAUUCUAGCUGGCAGCAGGACUUUCAUCGCUAUGGAUGUGCUAUGGAUGGCACCGCCGCUGCUGCUGCUGUUUCCACUCCUGAUGUUGACCAGCAGCACGUUUGUAUUUUAUUUCAAAAAGUUCUUUUACGUCGCCUGGAUGAUGGUGUUGGCGCUGCUUGCAAUUCCCAUGUGUUUCCUUAAAAGCGGGGGCAGAGACGUUGAAAACAUGAGGCUUAUCCGCUCCUUGGUUCGUCAUGUCAAGUAUUUCCUGGGUCUCCGGUUUGAUGUGAGCGGCUGGGAACAUCUGCAGACCGAGGGUCCCUACGUCAUCAUCUCCAACCACCAGAGCUCCCUGGAUGUUUUGGGUCUGAUGGAGAUCUUGCCGGACCGCUGCACCAUGAUCGCCAAGAAGGAGUUGAUCUACGCCGGCACCGUGGGUCUCAUCUGCUGGCUGGGAGGCAUCGUCUUCAUCAACCGCAAGAAGCCAAACGAUGCCAAGAAUGUGAUGAUUGACGCUUCCAAAACCAUGUUGGACGACAAGAUUCGUCUGUGGGUGUUUCCAGAGGGAACGAGAAACCAGACAGGCAACCUGCUGCCCUUCAAAAAAGGAGCUUUCCACCUGGCAGUGCAGGCACAAGUCCCCAUCAUACCCAUUGUUUUCUCCUCCUACAGCAGUUUCUACCUACGGAAACAAAAGCAGUUCAAUUCGGGCACCAUCAGAAUCAAGAUCCUCCCAAAGAUCGAGACGAAGGGGCUGACGUCAGACGACAUCCCCUCCCUCAUCGACAAAUCCUUCGACCUGAUGAACUCCUCCUUCCUCAGCAUCUCUAACUCCGUACCCCAUAGCAACGGGCCGUGCAAGCACUGAACAUUUACCACACUUCCUCCUCCUCUGUCCCCUCUAAAGCCCAUCCCUCCCCCCAGACUUUCCCCCCUCUCCCCCCCAGGUCGUCCCUUCACCUGGCCAGGAGAUGACACAGUUGUGAAAUCUCCUCUUGUCUGGUGGACGGCCUGAACUCAGCACAGUGGGUCCCGACCCUCAGCGAAUCAGCAGCCGCGCUGCACCGCGAGUGGAGUGACGGACGGCUGGGCGACAGUACAGAUGUAUGUUGUUCUUCGUGCAUGCCUUUUGGAUGGCUCUGUCCACCUCCAUCCGUGCUUUCUCUCUGGCUUUAAUUAUUUUAACGUCUUAUUUUAUCACCAUUUUGUACUUUGAAUUUUUUGGCCUUUUUUCUCCACUUACCUUCUUCUGUUCAGCAGAUAAUCCUUGGCCUCUUUAUGUUCAGUGAAACCCACUUGUUCUUCUCACAUUGCAUUUAUUUGAGUUACCCUCUUUCACACACUAAUUCAAAAGGACUUCAUCUCCUUUUAGUGUGUGUGUGUGUCGUCGUCCCCCCCCUGUUAUCUGCAUUCCAGUCUCUUGCCUAAAGACAUAAGGAGCGGGGUCUCCUGCCCUGGUGGAGUGUGCCCAGGUGAGAGGUCAACGCCGGGCGGCUGCACACUUCUUAAGUUCUGUCGCUAUGAAUUCAACUCUAUAAUCCACAUUGGCUGUUAAAUUCACUGACCGAUAAACUCCAGGACAUACUUCAUGAUGUCAGGAAGCCGGGAAUUCAAGAUAGAGUGUGUAACAAUAGCACCCAUCUGUACUGAGUUACUGGACUCUAGUGGACUGAUCAGUUUCAAUGUUGUGCAUUGUGGGUGUGUCAUUGUGCAUUUUCUCUCCAAAAGAUUAGAAAUAACCAGGUGCAGCGUCGAGCAACAAGUGUUUUUUGUCUCGCUGUAUUUUUGCUAUUUUUAUUUAUUUCUAAAUGGGAUAAUCUUGCUUUGUCUUUUUUUCUAUUUUAAAUUUUUUUUAGAAGUGACUUUUGCUGCUCGGAAAGGAACUCACAAGUGAACCUAUUUUAAGAUGUGUCAAAAAGGGGAUUUCAAAUUGUGCAAUGUCCAACGAUGUAUAGCAUUACUGCUCCAAAGUGCAAGCUGCCGGCUGUGCCAUGACAAGUGUUAUUGGAAAGUUUCCAAAGUUAAACCAUUGUUAUCUUAACAUGACUGAAUAAUCGGUCCUCCGGACUGAUUUCACUUUCCAAUGAUAUGACUUCCAAUGAUGCAAGGUAGCUCUUGUUGGAGGGAAAGGGUCAAACUUGUGAAGAAUCGUGAAAUGAUUUUAGAUCUCAAGCUUCUUUUUUUACUUUGUCUGAUUUUAUUUGUUCUAACUUGAAGAUUCACUAAUUACUAAUAAACCUGGCAUACGUAGUUCCACAUCACAGAAUGGAUUCAACUUUAGCCACAAAAUGACGAAUGACUCACUUCAAAUUCUUAAAGAAAACGUUGGGUUUUUUCACCUUCAUACACGCUAAACAAAAUCCAUUUUUAUUUUCAAUACUUCCCAAACACGUGCUUCUUUUUUUAAAGCUUACAAUUUGAAAUACAGUUUCUCACAUGCGCUCUGCGAGUCCAACCUGUGUUUUCUUCUAUAAUUAAAGGUUACACGGGGUCCUUUACAUGGAAAUGGUCAUUUUGUAGGUAAAGUAUUCCUUUUAAGGUUUGUCCCCAUAUUUGUUUUGAUUUCAUCCAUAUGAAGGUGAUAACCUUGGUUUAGGUGUGAUGUUCCGAUUCAGUUAUUACUGAACCUCGUAGAAGAAUAGUAGAUUAUUUUAAAAGCUGUUGAAAUGUUGGCCUUAAGUUUGUUUUUACUUGUUGCACCCUGUGGAUUGUUGGGCUCAAUGUAUGUAUGCUCAAAUGAUGUUUAUAUUAUGUAAUGACAAUGACCGCUACCGCAUAGAACCGACUAAACUGUUUUAGUUUACAUCCAGGUCUUACAUUUGACUUUGCUCACUGCCUUUACACAGUUUCCUGAAUCAUUUGGCCAUCAAACCCCAUCUGAGAAUGUAUUUCAGCAUUCAGGAAAAUUGAUAACUGUAUUUUAAUGUUUGACCUAUUUUCUAAGUAUCAACAUGGUGAAUGUGAAACAUUUCUUGAGAUCUGAUAACAACAAAAAAUGUCUUACUUGAGUUCUCAGUCUUUUUUUUCUCAGAACUCAAAAUAUUAAAACAAUUUUAAAUCUCAGAAUUCUGAGAAAAAAAUGAAAAAUUCGGACUUUUUUAGCUUGUCGGAAUCCUGGCUUUAUCUCAGAAUUCGGACUUUUUUGAGCUUAUCAGAACCUUGGCUUUUGUCUCAGAAUUCUGACUUUUUUUCUCAGAAAAAAUCCACUUUUGGUCAGAUCUCCAAAGAAAAUUCACAUGGCCCUAAUCCUCUGCAGUGGGCGUCACAUCUAAUGACAUUUAUUUGAUAUUAUUUGACCAUUUAAUGUUAAAUCCAUUCACAAGAGAAUCUCUGCAGUAAGAUUGUGUGCAGUCUAAAUGUAUCAACCUUUGUUACUAAGCCUGUACAUAGGUGAGAGCAACAUACCUGCUGUGCUCGGCUUUAAGUACACAUGACUAAGGGUUUCAUUUCAUUUCAAGCCAGUAUAGUAUAUAUCCCCCCUAUUAAUACUAAUUGAUUUGUUUUCUUAGUUUAAACAUAUUUAUUGACUUUUAUCUGCUGUUUUUACCGUUGCAGCAAGUGGUUUGAAUGUUAUAAAGUACUCUACCAAAAUGGAUUUCUUCCAAAAUAUGAACUAUACCAUACACAUUAGCUAACAGAGUGUUUUAUCCAUUUAUUUCAUGUUCAUUUAUUUGUUAUUUUGUAAUACAGAUGUGUGAUUUCUAAGCAUUGUGUCAUAAGCUUGAAUUUGUGAGUUUCUCUGCUGGUUGAAAUGUUGGGCAGUUGUUUACGAACACAGAUACUGUAAGAUAACAUAUAUUCAAAGUGUUCUGAACCUUAAUAAAGCACUUUUCAUGCUGAGUUUGGGUGGAAAAACAAAAAAGGAAUUUCAAGUUUUCUCUGAUUUUCACCAAAGCUAUUCAAAGUGUAAUUGGUUGUUGCUUUAGAUGGAUAUGAGAAACAGCUGACAUCCUGCAGAGGUGUGUGUGUGUGUGGUCCCUUACUAUAUGUAUGUGUGUGUUAUUAUGCACACAUGAUGGUAUAGACGUCCAUUAUAAUAUGUGGUUAAUAUUCAUUAUAAAGUGUUCUUGCGUUCACUUAUUCUGGGUAAACGUGAAUGCCUUGCAAAAGAAUCAAUAAAAUCAAUUCUUUUUUUCUUAA
This is a messenger RNA of Gymnodraco acuticeps, 4338 nucleotides long. It is a transcript of the gene agpat2, whose product is annotated as 1-acylglycerol-3-phosphate O-acyltransferase 2 (lysophosphatidic acid acyltransferase, beta). The transcript has 6 exons. Gene Ontology annotation, cellular component: endoplasmic reticulum; membrane. The record is from RefSeq and is a predicted model, not a curated record. Bases 248 to 1066 code for a protein of 272 amino acids. Gene Ontology annotation, molecular function: 1-acylglycerol-3-phosphate O-acyltransferase activity. NCBI's taxonomy places the organism in Eukaryota, Metazoa, Chordata, Actinopteri, Perciformes, Bathydraconidae. Gene Ontology annotation, biological process: phosphatidic acid biosynthetic process.